AUCAUUCCUAGGGGGCUUUUCUACCAGAGCCCGGCAGACCCCAAAGUUAGCCAGUUCUCUGAAGUUCCCUCGCCAAGGUUUCUGGGUACUUCUCCUUCUAACCUGGUUGGACCGCCGAAAUCAGGAAGAAAGAAACGGGAGAGGGCUAGGGGCUUUUGUUGCAAGUGUUUUACUUUCUGAAAAUGAUGUUUGUUAUAGAAACCAUUUCCAAAGAGGUGACCAUUUCUUUUUUAGUAUUGAUGAUAGUUUUUAUUUUUAUAAGAGCACUAGGAAACAGAAACAAAAAGCAUAUGUCUCCUCCAGGCCCAAGGCCAUUCCCUAUAAUUGGGAAUCUUCUUCAACUUGGAGAUCAUCCUUAUCUUACAUUUAUGGAAAUGAAGAAGAAAUAUGGUGAUGUGUUUCUUAUCAAGCUGGGAAUGGUCCCUGUGGUUGUGGUGAACGGGACAGAAAUGGUGAAGAAAGGAUUGCUCAAAGAUGGAGAGAAUUUUGCUGGCAGACCCCACAUGUAUACAUUUUCCUUCUUUGCUGAGGGCAAAAGUCUUUCAUUUUCAGUAAACUAUGGAGAAAGUUGGAAGCUCCAUAAAAAAAUUGCAAUGAAUGCUUUAAGAAACUUUUCCAAAGCAGAAGCCAAAUCAUCUACCUGCUCUUGUGUCCUGGAGGAACAUGUCACUGAAGAAGCUUCUGAACUGGUAAAAAUUUUCUCAAAACUCUCAUUGAAGCAAGGCAGCUUUGACCCCAAAAGUUCCAUUACUUGUGCUGUUGCUAAUGUUGUCUGUGCCUUAUGCUUUGGCAAGAGGUAUGGCCACUUUGAUAAGGAGUUUCUCAGAAUAAUUAAAACAAAUGAAGAAUUCCUGAAAGCUUCCAGUGCAGCUAACCCAGCUGAUUUCAUCCCAUGUUUUCGCUACCUCCCACUGCGUAUUAUACAUGCUCCCCGAGAGUUUUAUUGUCAACUAAAUCACUUUAUUGAACAGCAUGUACAAGAUCAUAUUACCACGUUUGAUAAGAAUCAUCUCAGAGAUAUUACUGAUGCUCUGGUUAGUAUAUGCCGUGACAAAAGUGCCACAAUAAAGACUGCUACCUUAAGUGACAAUGAAAUCAUAAGCACUGUGAGUGACAUCUUUGGAGCUGGGUUUGAAACAGUGUCAGGAUUUCUACAUUGGAGCUUUCUCUACUUGAUUUACUACCCAGAAAUACAAGCAAAAAUCCAUGAAGAGAUUGAUGGAAUUAUUGGCUUUAAACCACCCAGAUUUAAAGACAGAAAGAAUUUACCCUACACAGAAGCUUUUAUAAAUGAAAUCUUCAGGCAUACCACAUUUGUUCCAUUCACUAUUCCUCACUGUACUACCAAGGAUACAACUCUCAAUGGAUAUUUCAUUCCUCAGAAAACCUGUGUGUUUUUUAAUAUGUAUCAAGUAAAUCAUGAUGAAACUCUUUGGGAAAAUCCUGACUCAUUCCAACCUGAGAGAUUUCUAAAUGAAAAAGGAGAGAUGAAUAAAAAUUUGGUUGAAAAAGUCUUGAUUUUUGGAAUGGGAAUUAGGAAAUGCUUGGGAGAAGAUGUUGCUCGAAAUGAGGUUUUUAUUUUUAUUGUCAGUAUCUUGCAGCAGCUAAAAUUGAAGAAAUGCCCAGAAGUCCAGCUGGAUUUGACCCCUGUAUAUGGUUUAGUCAUGAAGCCCAAACCCUAUCAACUCAUAGUAGAACCUCGCUUCCAUGUGAAUUCCUCAACUUAGUGUCUCAAUUGAGUUAAAAGAAUUUAAAAUGUAAAUUGAAGAAAAUCCCUGCAUAUAAUGUACUUAAGUAAUUUGAAGAUAAAAAACAAUCCAUGAGCUUUGCUCUCAGUUCCAUGUAGGGUUUACUAUACCACUGUGAAAGAUCCAAAAGUGUAAGAUAAAGAUCUGUGAGGAGCCUAAAAUCUCAAUAAGGAAACUAAGACAUAAUCAUAUAAACCUAUUACAGAACUAUGCAAAUAAAUAUUAAUCUCAUUACCAGAUGUUUGGACUAAGUGAUGAAGGUUAAAAAAGAUUGGAAAAUAGAGAGAUCAGAAUAGCCCAGAAUAAUCAGGAAGGUUUCUUAGAAAAGAUGAGGUCUUGAGUUUAGAUUUUAAGAGUUGCAUUGAAAACAGAAAAUGAGAAAGGGGUGUUUUUAAUUGGAGAAUGUCAUUAGAAACCUUUGGAAAAAACAAUUCACAAGAUUUUUAUGAGGAUCAAAUGAGACAAUAUGUGUAAAACACCAUGUCAUGUGUAAAGAAUUUUUGUCAUCUUCAUUAUCAUCAUCAUCAUGUUGCCAACAUUAUCAUUUUUAUUAUUUUUUAUAUUAUUAUAUAUUAUUGCUUUUCUUCACUGCUUCAGGGAUCAUAUUUUAUUUCAGUACAAAUCUGUUGCUUCUACCACUAUACCCUAACUUUAGUAACUCUGUGAUUAAACAAGAUGAUAUAUGAAAAUCAGGGAAAUGAAAAGGAGGAGAAACAGAGACAGAAAGAAAUAGAGUAAGAGAGUCAGAAAGAGACAGACAGAGAUAAAAAGAGACAAAGUUUCAUUUGCAUAUGACUGAAUUACCUAGGCCAUAGUAAAAACACAUAGAAACAUUUGAGUUCAGGUACCCUCCUAAUGAAAAUUUGAAAUUUUAUAAGAGCCUAUGGAAACUCCUUUGAUAACAUGAGAUAAUUUUGCAAGGAAUAAUUUAUCAUUUGUAGUUUAAUAUAAAGCAUAUUGAUUCAAGACCUGGAUUCAGAAUCAGUAAGUUCUUCCUGAUACAUAUUGACUAAAUGACUUUAGAAGAGUCAUUCCUUAAGACUCUAAAUUGACCAGAAAGGAACAAACUUGUAUUUGUAGAAUCGGAAGCUUCCUCAUUCAAGGAGUUCUUUAUAUGAAUGGAAUCGCAGAAUUUGCUCAUCUCAUCUCAACUAGUGUUAUUGCUUUUAACAUGAAGUAAUAUUUGUUAUCAAUAAAAGAGGUAGUGAUAUUAUUGUAAAGUUCCCAACAGCAUUCCACAGAGUGUGUCCCAUCAUCUAUAAGUGAGGUGACUUGGUGUUUUGGGAAAAAUGCUAAUUAUCGAGUUAGGAAAUGUGGUCCAAAUCUUACCUACUCCUGCUCCACUCUAUCUGUAUUACCCUGCACUAGGCACUUAGACUGUACAAGCUUCAAUUUCUUCAUCUGUGGAAUGAAGGGGCUGGACUAAGUGACAAGUGAUAAUUAUAAGCCUAGAAAUAGGCUAACUUUAACAACCUUUUUGAAAAGGUGAAAUUUAGAAUUGCUGGCUCUUUCAAAUUGUAUCCAAUUCCACGUCUAGGUCUUAAAAUUAGAUGUCUUUGCUACAAAUAUGCUUGAAAUUUUUGAAGGCAAAAAAUCCCUCAAAACAAUUCAUUUGUGAUAUUUACAAAUUAUAAAAUUUAGCCUAGGAGUUCUAAUUGAAAUUAUGUGUGCUGAGUGGUCUUAAUGGGUUCUAUGCCUGAAGUCUUUUCAUGUUAAUAAAAGUAACCUACCUCAGGUAGGACUUGUCAAGAUUCUCUAGUAGAGAAAUUACAAAGCUUUUAACAUAUGUAAAAUACUCUCGAAAGUGAACAUUAGUAAUGUUUGUAAUACCAUGGGAAUUUGUGGUUUGUUUGUCUAGAAGUGAGAAAUGUUAUUUCAGCAAUUUCAUUUUAAUUGGAUUAUCAUAAACUACUUCACAUUUUACUGUAAUCUUAAGCAUAAUUAAUGUUACUCUGUUAUGGAAAAUAUAGAUAUAUUUGUCUUAAAUAUAUUUUAGAUCAUUAUAAAGAUGGACAAUAAUAGUAUGAGAAUAAAUGUCCUAAUUAAAAUGUAGAGAAAAUUUAUAUGAUACUUAUUCCUUUAGCAAAUCAGUUUCUUGCUGAAGUAAUAAUGGAUUAUGAGCUGUAUCUCAGGAUGGUCUUAUGCACAUGUUCAUAUCUAAUUUGUUUUUCAUUCAUAUGGGAAAUAAAAAAUCAAAUAUUUACAAAGUA
Messenger RNA from Monodelphis domestica (gray short-tailed opossum), 3958 nucleotides. Its product is annotated as cytochrome P450 1A1. Gene Ontology annotation, biological process: progesterone metabolic process; hormone biosynthetic process. Lineage: Eukaryota; Metazoa; Chordata; Mammalia; Didelphimorphia; Didelphidae. The record is from RefSeq and is a predicted model, not a curated record. Gene Ontology annotation, molecular function: iron ion binding; steroid 17-alpha-monooxygenase activity; oxidoreductase activity, acting on paired donors, with incorporation or reduction of molecular oxygen, reduced flavin or flavoprotein as one donor, and incorporation of one atom of oxygen.